Molecule: messenger RNA, 1473 nt
Organism: Papaver somniferum (opium poppy)
Lineage: Eukaryota; Viridiplantae; Streptophyta; Magnoliopsida; Ranunculales; Papaveraceae
Product: gibberellin 20-oxidase-like protein
Exons: 2
Coding region: 315-1271 (318 amino acids)
Molecular function (GO): dioxygenase activity
Source: RefSeq, a predicted model, not a curated record
AAAAGUCCCUCAUCCAGCUCAUGCGUAGCGGCAUGUCGAUCAUCUAGGGGAUGCCGUAGGUCCCAAGUGCAGAAAUAUAGGCUGUCUACUUACACGCUUGAUAAAGAGGCUCGACUUGAAAAAUCAUUUACGUGUCUGUUGUGUUUUUUCAGUACCCCUUACAAGUACUAAACUAAAAUAAUAAUCUGUAUUCUAAGCAUAGUUGGAAGAAGAAUAAUCCUUAUAUUAUUUAAAGCUCGGACACUUGUUUCUCUUUCUAUAUCUAGCCAAUAUAUGUACUUGCCAUUCAGUUUACCAUUUUUCUAAAUAGAGCCAUGUCUGAAUCUGUACAGCUUCCUGUCUUGGACAUAUCUAAGCCUAUAUCUUCAUCUUCUUUUUCGUCUCUCUGUCGUGCAUGUCAAGAAUGGGGUUUCUUUCAUAUAACCAAUCAUGGAAUCUCGAAAGAUCUGUAUAGCAUAAUUUACUCUCUGUCUACACAACUCUUUAACCUUCCAAGAGACUCUAAACUUAAUCUUGGUCCUUCAACAAUUGUGGAAACCUAUACUCCUCAUUUUAUAGCUUCUCCAUUUUUUGAAAGCUUUCGUGUAUCUGGACCUGAUUUUUUUGCUUCUGCUAAGAGUUCAACAGAUAUUCUCUUCAACCCUCCGAGUUCUGAAUUUAGUGAGUUAAUUGAAGAAUAUGGAAACAAGAUGACAGACAUAUCAAAGAGAAUCAUGGCGAUUGUAUUGAAUUGUUUAGGAGAUGGUUUUGUAAAGAAGUAUUAUGAACCUGAAUUCAGUAACUGUCACGGGUAUCUGAGAAUAAUCAAUUAUUCUCCGCCGGAGGUUGUGAAAGAAACAGAAGAAAUCGAAGGACUCGGAAUGCAUACAGAUAUGAGUUGUAUAACCAUUGUUUAUCAGGAUCAAAUUGGUGGACUUCAAGUAAGAUCAAAACAAGGAAAAUGGAUGGAUAUAAAUCCUUGUGAAGAUACAUUGGUUGUGAAUAUAGGUGACUUGUUACAGGCCUGGAGUAAUGGACGAUUAAGAUCGUCAGAACAUAGGGUCAUUCUUAAAAGACCGGUAAACCGUCUUUCUUUAGCCUUUUUUUGGUGCUUCGAGGAUGAUAAGGUGAUAUCAGCACCUGAUGAAAUUGUAGGAGAAGGAAAACCUAGACUGUACAAACCUUUUGUUUGCUUAGAUUAUCUGAAAUUCAGGCAAAGUAGUGAGAUAGGAAAAUUUGAGAAAGUUGGUUUUACCGCGAAAGAUUUUGCAGGUAAUGAAAUUUUAGGGUAACUUUUGAUGCGAUUUUUGUCUCAGUAUGUGUGUGUACAUAUAGAAUAGGUACAUAUUACGAAUUCAUUUAUUUUUCUGCAAUUCGCUAUUUGCCCUGAUUCUGUGUAAAAAUGUGUUGUUACGUUUAUCGGUCCUUAAAUGGUGAAUGUGGGGUGGUGUCUGGUAGGGUUAUGGUUUUAAAUACUAUUGGUUGGUAGAUUUG